Molecule: messenger RNA, 1773 nt
Organism: Colletotrichum karsti
Lineage: Eukaryota; Fungi; Ascomycota; Sordariomycetes; Glomerellales; Glomerellaceae
Exons: 2
Coding region: 1-1773 (590 amino acids)
Biological process (GO): fatty acid metabolic process
Molecular function (GO): oxidoreductase activity, acting on the CH-OH group of donors, NAD or NADP as acceptor; NAD+ binding
Source: RefSeq, a predicted model, not a curated record
AUGUCGGUACUGCCUUCAAACUACACGGAGCGCCCCAUGACGGUGCUCGGCGGAGGCGUCCUGGGCCGACGCAUCGCCUGCAUCUGGGCCUCCGGCGGCUACAACGUCCGAGUCCGCGAGCCCGACGGCAACCAACACCAGCCCUGCCUCGACUACGUCAAGCAGAACGUCGACAGCUACCCGGCGUCCGGCACGAAACGCGCCGGCACCGUCCAAUGUUUCACCGAUCUCGAGAGCGCCGUCAAGGACGCAUGGCUCGUGAUCGAGGCCGUCCCGGAGCGUAUCGAGAUCAAGAUCGACACCUUCGCCGAGCUCGAGGCCAAGGCGCCGGCAGACGCCAUCCUGGCCAGCAAUUCUUCGUCAUACCGGUCGUCGGAGAUGCUUGAGAAGGUCACCGACGAGACUAAGAAACGCAUUAUGAACACGCAUUACUACAUGCCCCCGGCUAACAUGGUCGUCGAGCUGAUGACUGAUGGACACACGCACCCGGAAUACUUCCCUUUCAUGACCGAGAGACAGAAGGAGGUCGGCACGAAGCCGUUUACCGCGAGGAGGGAGUCUACCGGGUUCAUCUUUAACCGCCUAUGGGCUGCGAUCAAGCGCGAGACCCUGUCUAUCUUGGCCGAGGGUGUUUCCAGCCCCGAAGAGAUUGACGCCCUGUUCAUAGAGCUCGCCAAGCGCGGCAAGGGACCUUGCGAAAUGAUGGACGAGGUCGGUCUCGACACCGUCGCAUUCAUCGAGAAGCACUACGUCAAAGAGCGCGGCCUCUCCCCCUCAAACACCGUCGACUUCCUCGACCGCGAAUACCUCUCCAAGGGCAAACUCGGCCACAAGUCCGUCAAGGGCGGCCUCUACCCCCGCCUCCCCAAGAUUGUCGCCCUCGACCUCGGACUCGGCCGCUCCGAUAACCACAUGACCUCCGGCCAGGUCCUCCAGCUCACCCCCGAGGGCAAGCUCGAGCGCGUGCUGGUUGACCGCCAGCAAGUCCCCGACGGCAUCGACAUCGAAGAGGAGACGAAGCGCAUGUUCUGGACCUGCAUGGGCAACCCCGGCGAGCAGGACGGCGCGGUCUACUCCGCCAACCUGGACGGCAGCGACGUGCAGUCGCUUUUCGUCCCGGGGGUGAUCAACACGCCCAAGCAGCUUGUCGUGGAGCCCGAGAGCCGCAAGAUUUACUUCUGCGACCGCGAGGGUAUGAGGGUGUACCGGUCGAACCUGGACGGAAGCGAGCUGGAGACCCUCGUUGUCGGCGGAAACGACCCGGAGGACAUCAAGGCGUGGUGCGUGGGCAUCUCGGUCGCGCCGAAGCUCGGCAAGUUCUACUGGACGCAGAAGGGCGCGCCCAAGUCUGGCCAGGGACGGAUCUUCUGCGCCAACAUCCAAAUGCCCGAAGGCAAGACCGCCGAGACGAGAGACGAUAUCGUGUGCUUCUUGGACAAGCUUCCCGAGUGCAUCGACCUGGAGGUUGACGAGGAUGACCACACCAUCUUCUGGACUGACCGUGGCGAGAUCCCCAAGGGAAACACCUUGAACAGGGCCCGCAUCCACCCCAAGACUGGCUUGUUGGAGUCUUCUGGCCCUGAGAAGUUUGAGAUUUUGGUCAGGCAUCUCAAUGAGGCCAUUGGCGUGAAGCUCGACAAGGAUAACGGCCACGUCUACUUUGGCGACCUCGGCGGCAACAUCUACAAGAGCAACUUGGACGGAUCGGAAAAGAAAAAGCUUUUCUCGGACGAUGAUCGGGCCAUCUCAGGCAUUGCUUUGCUGCGCGAGUAG